ACACUUAUCAUACACAUAUAUUUCAAACCAUAUGCCUGAAGCAAGGAAUAAAGAUUCAAUGGCGAAAACAACUCACAUAGCAGUAAUUUCAAUCCCUGCAUUCAGCCACCAAGCCUCCAUUGUCGAGUUCAGCAAGAGACUCGUUCAUCUCCAUCGCCACUUCCACGUUUACUGCAUCUUCCCGACCAUUGAUGCACCUCCCCCUGCCACACUCGCCAUGCUUGAAUCACUUCCUUCCAAUAUCAACUACAACUUCCUCCCUCCCGUGCAUAAACAAGACCUGUCCCACGACGACGCUCCCUCUAUGGUGCAAAUCGACCUCGCCGUGUCUCAAUCUAUGCCAUCCUUCCGCCACAUGCUGGGAUCUCUUCUCUCAACCACGCCACUCGUUGCCUUGAUUGCUGAUCCUUUUGCGAACGAGGCGCUGGAAAUAGCAAAGGAGUUCAACCUCUUGUCUUACAUAUACUUCCCUCCUUCCGCCAUGACACUCUCAUUAUUCCUCCAAUUACCGGCUUUACACGAGCAAGUUUCGUGUGAAUACAGAGAUAACAAAGAAGCCAUUCAACUUCCAGGCUGUGUACCAAUUCAAGGCCACGAUCUCCCCUCACAUUUUCAAGAUCGAUCCAAUCUUGCUUAUAAGUUAAUUCUAGAGCGCUGCAAGAGACUCUCUCUUGCCAACGGUUUCUUGGUUAAUAGUUUCUCCAAUAUUGAAGAAGGAACUGAGAGAGCCUUGCAAGAACAUAACAGUUCCAGUGUUUAUUUGAUUGGGCCAAUUAUACAAACUGGUCUAAGUAGUGAAUCAAAGGGGUCAGAGUGUGUGGGGUGGUUGGAUAAGCAAAGUCCAAACUCGGUUUUGUAUGUGUCGUUUGGAAGUGGAGGCACACUCUCUCAACAACAGCUUAAUGAGUUAGCUUUUGGAUUGGAAUUGAGUGAUAAAAAAUUCUUGUGGGUUUUGAGAGCACCUAGUGAUUCAGCAGAUGGUGCUUACGUUGUUGCUUCUAAGGAUGACCCUUUAAAGUUUUUACCAGAUGGGUUCUUAGAGAGAACCAAAGGACGUGGCUUUGUUGUUACUUCUUGGGCACCACAGACCCAAAUUCUUAGUCACGUUUCAACCGGUGGGUUUUUAACUCAUUGCGGUUGGAAUUCUGCUCUUGAAAGCAUUGUGUUGGGAGUGCCAAUGGUAACUUGGCCACUGUUUGCUGAACAGAGAAUGAAUGCUGUUUUGUUAACUGAGGGCCUCAAAGUUGCGUUAAGGCCUAAAUUUAAUGAGAAUGGUGUAGCGGAGAGGGAGGAAAUUGCUAAGGUGAUAAAGGGUCUAAUGGUUGGUGAAGAAGGAAAUGAGAUUCGUGAAAGAAUUGAAAAGAUCAAAGAUGCUUCCGCUGAUGCCUUGAAAGAAGAUGGAUCCUCCACAAAGGCACUUUACCAAUUUGGCACUCAGAUGGAGAAAUUUCUGGAACAGCCGUAGUGUAAAUUGUUUAAUGGACAGAAAUAGAUGUAUUCAGUUGCUACUUUGAGAGCCAAAUUUCAUAUUAACUCAAUCUAUUUUGAAUGAUGUUGAAGAGAAAAAUUUACUGUGUUAGAUGAUCACACACUUGUUCAUAUAAUACAAUAUAUUUUAUGUAUAGGAAAAAUUUGAGAGAAUUUUUGAGCUAGUUUAGUUCAUGAUAUAUAGGAGAUUGAUGCACUGAACAUCUAGCAGUGAGAAAAAUCUUUCAUAUCAAAGGAGGGAAGGAAGACUUGGCACACUAAAUGAGUUUUGAAAUUUUAUCACGGGUUAUUUUUUUGCUUUUA
This is a messenger RNA of Glycine soja, 1791 nucleotides long. Its product is annotated as hydroquinone glucosyltransferase-like. The record is from RefSeq and is a predicted model, not a curated record. The transcript has a single exon. Gene Ontology annotation, molecular function: UDP-glycosyltransferase activity. The coding region runs from base 32 to 1465 and encodes 477 amino acids. Lineage: Eukaryota; Viridiplantae; Streptophyta; Magnoliopsida; Fabales; Fabaceae.